ACCCUUCAUCAGAUCAACGGCCAGUCAUAAAUCAACCUCGUGAUGCUAACAAGCAUCCUAAAACUUCUCUAUCUUCUAUAAUUCUCGGUGCUUCAAUAAUGACCAACAAACGUCCAUCAUAUGUCAUCCUCUCUGAUAGCCAUCUAAAACACCUUCCCAAACACAUUCCGCAACAACAUUACGAUAUUUAUACUAUCGCAAAAUCCGGAUUACAAUGGAUUGAUCGAUAUGAUACACAAACAUCAGCUCAAUACAAAGUUGCAACCGAACAUGCCAAAUUGAUUUCCACGUGUGACACCAUCGUAUUGGCAAUUGGCACUAACACCUUACGCCAUACAAAGUUCGUUGAUGCUAUUGAACAAGUGAAGAAUAUCGUCAGCUUAAUUCGAAAACAACACCCACAUCUCUCAUCCCCAUCUCAAAUCAUCAUCACCCUCUGUUUCGCAUGCAAAAAAGAAUCCACAAAAUUCCCAACAGCAGCAUCCCUAAGUGAUAAUAUCGAUCAGUACAAUCGAUCAUUAAUACGUUUGGCGGCGACGUCACAUUUCACUGUCAUUGAUUGCGGAAUACAAGAACAACAUAUCGCAAAUGACAAAAUCCACAUCAACGUUAAAUUUCGCCAUUUGAUUUUCGAUGCCAUCCUAAAUCAGCUUGAUCACAAUCGCCUGUCACCAUCACCACUUAUCCCACCAUGCUCACGUUCUCAAUCAAUUAAUUCGUCUUCCUCAAUUUUAUCUUCUUCCUCACCACACUCACUUCCCUCUAAAGCACCAAUCAUUGAACAGUCUGCAGCACCACCCGCCGCUCCAGUACCUCAUCCUCAUCAUUCAGCACUUCAGAAAUCAAAAACUCGUCAAUCCAUUCAUUGCAAACAAAUGAAGAACAUAGUAUCAUCAAAAAAAUAUCAUGCCAAAGAUUAUGACAUAUGCCUUCACAGAAUUAUAUAUCACAAAUUCAAGAUCGGUGAAAUUAAACAAGUGCUCAGAGGAUUAAAAUUGCGAUGGCGAAACUUCAAUAAAAAAUUUGUCGAUGGCAAGUGGAUCUUGUCCCUGGGACUAUUUGCCGAAGAACAAAAGCUCGACUAUGAAUUAAGAUUAUCUGAGAAUCUAUUUACAGCCCAUCAUUACCGGCAGUUAUUUGGUGCAUAG
Messenger RNA from Didymodactylos carnosus, 1148 nucleotides. NCBI's taxonomy places the organism in Eukaryota, Metazoa, Rotifera, Eurotatoria, Philodinida, Philodinidae. The record is from the annotation of a GenBank genome assembly.